AUGUCCUUUUGCAAUACCGCAGGCAACUGUUGUCCGGCAAAUACUUACUGCACCGUGGACAUUUUCCAAAACGGAGCCUGUUGCGCACACGGUGCUUCCUGUACUGGCCUGUCCAGUCCCGUCACCGAGCUCGCCACGGGUAGCUGGCCAGCUUCCAGCGCUGCGAGUGCGCACAGAGCGCCGAGGGUCUUUGUUGGCCUCGCACAUUGGAUGAAUCUCGGUUUGGGCUAUCCUGUGAGCGACACAUCUGCCAGCGACGGCGUGGUUGGUGAUGUGUGCUUUGAAGAAGAGAACCUCUCUCCCGAGGCAUCUGUCCCUGGCGCAGAUAUCAAGAAAGGAGGCGGAUGCAGUCACGGUGGUGGUCACGGCGGCAGUGAUGGCGGCAGUGAUGGCGGUCACGGAACAGAAGGAGGAGAUGUUGGAAGGGGAUCCGCAAAAGCAGGGGUUCAGGGCGCUGGGGGCAGAGGUGCAACAGGGGGAGUGAGUGAAACUGCCCCGGUGCCUCUGCCCUUGAAGUUCUUGGGGUUUCCUUUCGUUCUUGCGCGACACGCCGGGGCAGCCAUUCACCCAACCAUCAACAUGACCUCGGACGCAAUUGGCAAGCUUAAGCUCAUGGGAGCUAAUGAGGCUAUGAUCAUGGCCCAGAACAAAACAAGCAGUGCCGCCAGUAUGCCUCGACCUCGGAGGGUGUUUGGCCUGGGUUUUGCUUUGAUCCAUCGAGUCAGAGCAGCCACGCUUCCGAUCAAGACCACGAUCCCACAUCCAUCGGCCGUGGCCAAAUUCAUUGGGGGUAACGCCUAUUACCUCGAGAAAGUGAACUACACGAGCAACGCAGCGGACAGGGCUCAAUUGCCACGGGUUGUGAGUUUUACAUUGGCCCUGGCAAGACACAUAAAAAACACGGUGCUAGGCACUCACAAUGUCGACCAGUGA
This is a messenger RNA of Fonsecaea pedrosoi CBS 271.37, 933 nucleotides long. RefSeq lists its product as uncharacterized. Bases 1 to 933 code for a protein of 310 amino acids. The transcript has a single exon. NCBI's taxonomy places the organism in Eukaryota, Fungi, Ascomycota, Eurotiomycetes, Chaetothyriales, Herpotrichiellaceae. The record is from RefSeq and is a predicted model, not a curated record.